AUCCCGCCGGCCGCCCGCCCAAGCCCCCUGCCUCUCGUUCUCAAUCCGCCUGCCUCUCGUUCUCAACCCACCCGAGUCCGAGUCAGUCACCGAAUCUCAAUCCGCCUGCCUCUCGGUGCCGGCCUGGGUUCUCGGCCAACAAGAGGGGAAACCUUCUCCCUCCGCCCAGCCCCGACUGAUUGGUUUGUCAGAUCUCGCCCUAGUAAUUUCUCCUCCCCUCCCCGGCGGUGCCCGCUCGAGUUGUCGCCGAUUGCUCUUGCUCGCAGCCACCACGGACCAGAGAGGAUUCGUGACUGUGUCUGUAGAUAGAGGAGAACCAACCAUAUUGGGCUCUUUACUCCGUUCCUAACCGAUGAGUAUGAGAGGAGCCCUUCCAGAUUCGCCUCCUGGAUCCGAUUCCUCCCUAAGUGACGAGUUCUCCAAGGUUGCCCUGGGACCUUGUACAAGCCCCGGCUGGUCUGACCUCCCAAUUGACAUCAUCCUCACCAUCCUGCAACGCCUUGAGCUCCCUCAAGCACUUGCAUUUGCAUCAGUCUGCACAACAUGGAGGGCUGCCGCCACAGCUGCCGGUGUUCCAUGUUGCGGCCCAUUGAUCUUGUCCUGGGCCAAUCAUCUCAAGAAAACAAGUUUCCCACAGGACGAGUGCACAGCUCUGACCUGUAACUGGCGCCACCUCCUUAAUGUUGACAAGGCCUAUGAUGUCAGUUUCCCACAUGGCUGCUUCGUCGCAUGCUGUGGGGCCUCUCAUGGAUGGCUUGUUUUGGUAAACGAACUCUCCGGUCUUGUGCUUUACAAUCCCUUCACCACAAGCAUGAUCCCUCUGCCGCCAGUCACGGACUUCUCGUGCGUGGAGGUAGUCUACCGUAGUGGAGGGAGCUCGGAACAUUACCUUGCAGCAGGUAUAACAUGUCAUGCAAGUUCACUGGGAACAUGGUUCUAUCAGAAGGCAGUGCUGUCUGACAGUCCAUCCAAAGGUGGUGACUACACCGUGAUGAUCAUCCAUUGUGAUAGCAAUUGGCUCUCUUUUGUUAAGGCAGGACAGAGGAAGUGGCAAGUGGCUUCUACUAUAGAGUUAAGCAGCAGAGACAGAUAUGCAGACUGCGCAUACCAUGGUGGGAAGUUCUACACAAUUACAGUAUUUGGAUUGGUGGAGAAAUGGGAUGUUGACAAAUUGAAUGGGCCAACAAAGGAGGUAGUGGUUGCCGCAAGACACCAUUUAGGACCUAUCUUUACUAGGCAUUUGGUGCCUACACCAUGGGGCGAUCUCCUGGGGGUCUCAGCUAUUCUCGCAAGUGGCUACUCGGAUGGUAUUAGGUUCCAAAUUUGCAAGGUUGAUCCCAAUGGAUGCAAGAAGGUAUCAAGGAAGGAUUUGGUGGAUCAUGCUCUGUUCCUUGGACUGAAUCACUCGUCAUGUUUACCCAUCAAGAAUUUUCCUGGCCUAAUGGAUCAGUGUAUUUAUUUCUGUGCUCCUUGGAUGACGCAAACGUGUCAAUAUCUUAAUCGAUUGCGUUGUGGUUGGGGAGGCGUGAGGAUGUACGACUUGAAACGAAGAAAGUUUGGUCAUGCUCUUCCCUUUUGUUGUGAUAGUAAGGGGGGGAUCAACCUUCAUCCUACGGAGGUGUGGAUCACUCCAAAUUUGUAAUUACGAAAAACUGCAAGACACUGAGAGGCUCGCCAGUUGCCUUUAAGCUUUUACUGAUUACUAGUAAAGUGCACAUGCGGCACGCACGUGUGGAUUUUACUUUAGUAGCGCGCUCGUGUCCGCCGUGCAACGAGGUUGGUUGCGUGCGGGACAACCUGAAUGACUGAAAUCUAUUACUAUAGUAAUAAUUUUUUUU
Molecule: messenger RNA, 1838 nt
Organism: Panicum virgatum (switchgrass)
Lineage: Eukaryota; Viridiplantae; Streptophyta; Magnoliopsida; Poales; Poaceae
Product: probable F-box protein At4g22165
Exons: 2
Coding region: 353-1642 (429 amino acids)
Molecular function (GO): protein binding
Source: RefSeq, a predicted model, not a curated record